GAAAAGACUGUACCAAUUCCUGAAAAACUGAAUGAAUGGGCACCACGGCCUCCCCCGGAGUUCGUCAGAGAUGUGAUGGGCUCCAGCGCUGGAGCCGGGAGCGGCGAGUUCCACGUGUACCGGCACCUGCGCCGGCGGGAGUACCAGAGGCAAGACUUCAUGGAUGCCAUGGCUGAGAAGCAAAGACUAGAUGAGGAGUUCCAGAAGAAGCUGGAGAGGAACAAGCUGGUUGCGGAAGAACAGACGGCAAAGCGCCGAAGGAAGCGCCAGAAGUUAAAAGAGAAGAAACUGCAAGCUAAGAAAAAUAAACUCGAACAAAAGAAGCAGGAAAAAGAGCCUGAUCAAUCUCAGGAGCACGUCAGCAGUGAGGAUGAUGAAGACGACAGCAAGGAGGAGGAAGAGAAGGAAGAUGAUGCUGAAGAACCAAGUUUUGUGAUGGGAAGGGGAUGAGGCCUUGGAGGGACAGCUGGAAAUGCCAUUCAUUGCUUUAUAUGCAGGAGCAUGAAAGUCUUUUCAUCUCAGCCAAGCAGAACCCACUGGCGUACGCUGCAUCUGCUUAGGUGAACGACCUUCGCCUCACAGGCCCUAGAGAUGUGGAUAGAGAAAUGCCAAAAAAAGAGAUUUUUUUCUUCUUAAUUGCUUGUAUAACUGCUGUGCAGUCUGCUCGAAGUUUGCUCUAAAGAGUCAGCCAUAAGUCUGUGACCCUAGAGUUCUGACAUGGCCCAGAGUGUUUUUCUGCCUGAAAGCUGAAACAUAUCCAUUACCAUUACUGUGAGGGCUACAUGUUCUACUUGCAUCCAAGCUGGUAGCAGUGGGAUUUAUGAAGCUAAGGGAAGGGCCUAACCUGAAGUAGAAAAGUGGUCUGUAGCCAGACUCUCCUGCACUGUGAGCAUCCUGAAUUUGGGGUUUUGUAUGGGAUGAUCUCUAACCCAAAGAAAUUGGUUUAUGUUACUAGACAAGUUCUAUAGAUUUUUAAGCAGGAUCCCUUUUUUAUUGCUAAAACUUUCCCUAUUACUUUUCUUCCAUGUUUUUUAAAUAAAUAAAAGGGAUAUGUUGGAU
Molecule: messenger RNA, 1059 nt
Organism: Merops nubicus (carmine bee-eater)
Lineage: Eukaryota; Metazoa; Chordata; Aves; Coraciiformes; Meropidae
Gene: PRKRIP1
Product: PRKR interacting protein 1 (IL11 inducible)
Exons: 5
Biological process (GO): negative regulation of protein kinase activity
Cellular component (GO): nucleolus
Molecular function (GO): protein kinase binding; protein kinase inhibitor activity; double-stranded RNA binding
Source: RefSeq, a predicted model, not a curated record